AUGGUGGAGUUUGGAUGGCCGUGGCAAUACAGUUUUCCUCCGUUCUUCACUAUUCAGCCUAAUUCGGCAACGCGGGAAAAACAGCUGGAUCUUUGGUGUCAGUUGAUACUCGACUAUUUCCGCCACAGAAAGCAGUAUAAAAUCAACGUGCAUGAAGUGUCGACGUCAUCUUUAUUCAAGAACGUUUCGAUAAACCGCAAACUUUCUGCGGAUGGAAUAGAGCAAGUCUUGGAUGAACUUGAAAAGCGGAAACUUCUCGAGUGGGUAGAUAAGAAGAAAGAAAGCUGCUUCAUCUACUGGAAGAAGCCGCAAGACUUGGCGGAUUCGAUUUACCAUUGGGUUGAACAGACGGGUCGUUCAAACACCGUUUGUACGUUCAGCGAGUUGGUGGACGAAGAAGUCGCCGAAGGUCACGAUUGUGUCGGAUUAGAUCGUGAUCUACUUUUGAAAGUGUUGAGUGUUCUUCAAAGUCGCGGAAAAGCUGAGGUGAUGAACCACGGUGGAGUUGAAGGAGUUAAUGAAUUCCAAAUGUUGAACGUGGGUGCCGUGGGACGCUUUCUUUACAGAGCUGGCACUCUGUUUCGUCGGGAUAUCCACGUUUCACGAAGCCUUCGGCAUGGUGAAUUUGAAAUGCAGGAUCCCAAAUCUGAAGAUGAAGUUGUAAACGUUACGUUUCAAAGGAAAGACGGUUCAUGCUUCAAAAUCCGUGGAAAAGUUGGGGAUAAUCUGCUUUAUUUAGCUCAUCGGUAUGGGAUUGAAAUGGAAGGAGCUUGUGAAGCAUCCAAGGCGUGCACGACUUGUCAUGUGUACGUUCAUGGAAAUCACCUCGGAGUAUUACCCCCGGCAGACGAAACAGAAGAUGAUUUAUUAGACAUGGCUCCAUAUCUGAAGGAAAAUUCCAGGCUGGGGUGUCAAAUAGUUUUAACGAAAGAAUUGGAUGGUUUGAAAGUGGAACUUCCGCGUGCCACCCGGAAUUUUUAUGUGGAUGGCCACGUACCGCAGCCGCAUUGA
Molecule: messenger RNA, 1011 nt
Organism: Notodromas monacha
Lineage: Eukaryota; Metazoa; Arthropoda; Ostracoda; Podocopida; Cyprididae
Source: the annotation of a GenBank genome assembly